GCACAAGUCCCGUGACCUACACUCCCCCACACCUUGCGAUUUGCGCCUUCUGAAUGGUCCCAAGCUUGGCUGCUGCCGACAGCUUCGAUCAAGCCCUCUUGCUGAAUGAAUCCGCGCUCUGGAUGGAAUUUCUGAAACUGUCUAUUAACGGACAAAAAAGUCUUGUACUAGCAAGACUCAGGUUCUCCGAAUAUUCGCUACAAUACUACCGGGUCUGCAGCUUUCUGACGUGCGCGAAAUGCGCCGCUCCAGCGAUGGUACCGACAGAGCAUGACCCAUUUCGACAUCGGCUUUUCAGGUAUUGUCCACGGUUCCUAGCCAUAUAAUGGUCUAGCUCCUCAAAGCGUGUGUUUGCGAAACUUCCACUCAUUUCAAAAUGUCGAGCCCCGCCGAUUCGAGGGGACCGGCGUCAGCCUUCGAAAGUCCCACGUUCGGCGAGGACAGCUCUUUCCACGUCGAGCAGCCAGUCGGUUCUAUGUCCAUUUCACCAUGCGGUCGAGAUGUUGUUCUGGCAUCAAAGGAGGGACUCCAUAUUAUUGACCUCGAUUCACCAUAUUCGCCGCCUCGAUACCUGCCACAUCACACGCCUUGGGAGGUCGCUGAUGUUCAGUGGUCGCCCUUCGCACAUCGGGACUACUGGGUUGUUAGCACUUCUAAUCAAAAGGCUUUGGUAUGGAACCUCGCGAUGAAAACCUGGGAGAACUCUAUUGAGCACGUCUUGCACGCUCAUUCACGUGCGAUUACCGAUAUCAAUUUCUCCGCACAUCAUGCCGAUAUACUUGCAACCUGUGCCGUUGACAGCUUUGUACAUUGUUGGGAUCUGAGAGUUCCUGCGAGGCCAGUCGUCUCAUUCUCUGAUUGGUUUGCUGGUGCGACGCAGGUCAAGUGGAAUCGUCAAGAUCCUCAUGUCAUCGCCAGUUCACAUGACAAAUACCUACGAAUCUGGGACGACCGUAUGGGUGCAAAACCCCUUAAGUCUAUUGAAGCUCACAGUACAAAGAUUUAUGGAAUUGAUUGGAAUCGAAUGCGUGGUGAAGCCAUCGUUACAUGCUCUUUGGACAAGACCAUCAAACUUUGGAAUUACGAAGCCGAAGGUGACGCCCCAGAAAAAAUGAUCAAGACCUCUUUUCCCGUCUGGCGCGCGAGAAAUACUCCCUUUGGUUUUGGUAUUCUAGCCAUGCCUCAACGUGGUGACAAUGACCUCCAUUUAUAUAGCCGGCGUAGGACAGACGAGCACGGGCCUGGUGAAGGACUUCCACUUAUCCAUAGUUUCCCUGGCCAUAAGGGACAAGUGAAAGAAUUUUUAUGGAGACCAAGGGGAGCUGUGAUAGACGGAUUGGAUCACCGAGAGUUUCAACUAGUAUCAUGGGGUGCAGAUCGAGAGCUUCGCUUGCAUAGAGUUGAUCCAGAUGUGCUCCGUGGUGUCGGUUUCGAAAAGGGAAAGUCAUUUGACUACAGUCUAAGGAUCACCCGCCAAGGUGCUUUUUACAAGACUUUUCGUGACGACCCUCCCGAUGAAGACCUUAGUGACUCAAUAUAUGCUGAGACCGUUAUUUCUAGUAGUAAUCGACCUCAGAUCAGUGCAGGAGUUGGCACAAAUAACGUUUCGACUCGGUAUUCUCGUAUUCCAAAUCAUGGGAUCCAUAUUGAGCCCAGAGUUGGUAUGCAAGGUCGGUCUCAAUUGAGAACGAAUUUGAACCCGAUUGCGUGGAUGCGAGGGGUCAAGAUAUCCGGCUGGGAUAUCGAAACCCUGGGCGAUGAGAUUACUCAUGUCGGUGAAAAGUUCUCUAAAGUUGAUUUCGAAUCAGUGGACGUACGACAAAGGAAAGUUACCAUCUCACUUCACGGUCCCUGGGCCGCCGAAGGUGGAUCAUUAUUUUUGAAACUUGAUAUCAAGUUCCCAAGCGAUUACCCGCGAACUGCAGUCCCGACAUUUCGGAUCCAAAAGACAUCUGCUAUGACGGACGAUCUGUCAGAGACAAUAACUUCCGAGUUACGGACAAUUUCAGAGACUUAUCUUUCUAGGAAACGGGGAUGUCUUGAAGGUGCGCUUCGUUAUCUCCUGGGAGAGUGCAAUCUGGAAGAGAGUAUCGCCCUGGUACUGGGAGAGGCAAUGGAUACUAUAAAGUCGCCGACCGUUGACUUGGAAGAUGAUGAAUCCAGUGAUGAGGACGAGGUUGUUGGCGAAUUCGAAAAAGAAGACCUUGGGCUAAGUUCGGAAUCGCUUCGACCAAUCAAUGCUAACGUCAUGGUUCCUGUUGCUAAAGUUUGCGGUGCUACUUGGAGCCAUGACGGCCGUCUUGUUUGCUUUUUCCCGCCAAAAAGAGAUAAAACAGGCUCGUUGUUUGAUUCUUUAGGCUUAAAGGAUCUCAAUCGAUUUUCACGCAAUGAUAGGGUAUUUGAAGGUUUUGGUCGCUUACAAACAAGCUCGCCUGGUCAUCUUCCUACUAGAAAAACUGUCGGAACAACGAGUACGACCGAUGAUGGAGGUUCUGAAUACUCUGAUGAUUCAGAUACGGAAUCCUCUAGCUCAUCGGGCUCAUCUGACAUCAUUUCAGGCUUGCCAAACCGUUUCCAAGCGGCCCCAAUGUGGCGUGGUCUUGGAACUUACCGUACCAAGUCAGCAGAUAACUCCCAGCUUUCUACUGUUGGAGGUCCUGCCACGGUGAGAUCGUCGGAUAUUGGACAUAAUAUAAUAUCUGUUCACGAUCUAGGCGACUUACUACCGGCUAAGAAGUCGUUAGCAAAUCAGUACAAGAUAUUUGGGCAUGGCGCGGAAGUUUGUGCGCACAAUGCAGCAGUAGCGGCGGACGCUGGUUGCCAUCAUUUGGCGCAAGUUUGGGGGCUUCUGAAAUUGGUUUUGCAUAAUCACAGCGAUCACCAAGACCUCAAUAUCAACCCGGACGCAGUGACAAUAGGCAAAGCUAUAAAGAAAGAUGAACUCACCGAGCUAGGGAAUAAUCUUAAAGAUAAAUCGACCCUGAAGGGCGCUUUUCAUCGAUUUGGAUCUAGCGCGGGACUACAAGGUGGCAAAUGGCUGAUAAACGCACUUCUUGACCAUUUUGAACGGAUUGGGGAUGUUCAGAUGCUCGCAAUGCUUUCAUGCAUCCUUCAUGAACAAAUGCUGCGGCACCGGACAGCCCGGCGUCGAGACAGGGAGAUGUCGUACAACCAAUCCCAUAGCCCGUUUGCUGUGGACUUCUUCUCAUCCAAGCUUCCAGAUGCCAAGUCUCAGGUUGCAACUCCUUUAACCUCUUACUCGAGGGAUAGCGUCAAUCCUAUCGGUCUCCAAAGCCCAGACAUUCCAACGGAACAAUGGAACAGUAUAGCUACUACAUCUUAUUCAAGUGCGACUUCUCCAAUGGCAGCACAUUCGAACAAGCGCUUAGGAGACCGCAGAACCCCGAAUCUUUCUAUAUCGACGUCACCGGACAACCACAAUAUUUCACGGACUGGAUCUGGAAUUGGAACGGCGCUGGCGUCGUCACUAUCGCGUUCAUUUACUUUUGGACCUUCAUCUGGCUCAUCACCUCCUGUAAAUAACACUAAAAAGAAAAUUAGUCCAAACGGAAGUUUGAAUGUACCUUCGACUGUGGGUUGGAGUGCUACUCAGAUAUUCAACAAAGCCGUCUCGGUGUUGCCUGAAUAUUUGAACACAUCGACAGCGAUCACCUCUUCACAAACUCAUUCAGAGACCGACAGUGAGAAGAAGAAAGGGGCACGAAAACUGAGGGUCAAUGUUACUUUGAAAAAUCGGACAGCCUUUGAUACGGAUGAAUCUUUGAGUAGUCCAUUCAUUGACCGCAAGCGAGAAAUCCUUUUAGGCAAAUAUCGCAACGCAUAUGCCAACUUAUUGUUCGUCUGGGACUUGCCGAUUCAACGUAGCGAAGUUUUGAAGAUAGGAUCUAUGUUGGAUUUAACAAGCGAUAGGCCUUCCUCUCGACGCCGCCAAGCUUCGCAAACACUGACACUAUCUAUGACCAAGCAAAAAACCAGCGUUCCAGAAAAACCGACUGCGAACGAUGCUGUUUUAGAUGUCCAGCGGCAUUGUUCCCAAUGUGGAAGUGCUAUACACGCAUCUGUUUUCUCGUUUUCUUCGCGGAAAGAAUCUAGCACCAAACUUACCAAACAAGCGCCUCUAAAAUGCCCUUCAUGUACGGUUGUGCAGCCACUUGCGGCUCAUAUCGGAUGUGUUAUUUGUGGCGAGUCAAUCUCCGGGAUGUUUGUUCCCUGUUUGGAGUGUGGGCAUGUCUGCUGCUUCGAGUGCCACCAGCAGUGGUUCUCGCUCAACUCGCCAAAUGAUUCGAUUUUCGUGUUGUCUGAUUUGGUCUGCCCAAGCCCUUGCGGAUGCAGCUGCACCGAGCAUUCUGAGAUCGUGUAUCUGCCGUCGCCAAUUCCAACCCCUCCUCACCACGAAAGAGCUCACAUGUUCGAUCUACAUAAUCGUCGCCGGUCCGAGGCGAUGCCUCCACCCCGUUCAGGGAUUAUGGCGGGACAAACCGAUGAUGACCUUGAGGCGUGGCGCGGAACAGCUUUCACCAGAGGUCUCGGUGGGGGUCUAAGUCGUGUUUUAACAGCAAAUGAUCAUAGUAGGCGAAACAAUUCGUCGAACCGAAAGUUGCAGUUUGACCGCAUAGAUACAAUGUAGCUUUGAUUUUGUUAUGGGUAUAAGAAAGCGUGGCGUUCAGGAUAGGCGACGGUAUCUACUACGUAAAAUUUACGAUACCCUCAUGUAUAUCGAUUAAUAGAUAGUUGCAA
Talaromyces proteolyticus is the source of this 4758-nucleotide messenger RNA. Its product is annotated as WD repeat protein. The transcript has a single exon. Lineage: Eukaryota; Fungi; Ascomycota; Eurotiomycetes; Eurotiales; Trichocomaceae. The record is from RefSeq and is a predicted model, not a curated record. Gene Ontology annotation, molecular function: protein binding. The coding region runs from base 377 to 4648 and encodes 1423 amino acids.